Molecule: messenger RNA, 1427 nt
Organism: Eublepharis macularius
Lineage: Eukaryota; Metazoa; Chordata; Lepidosauria; Squamata; Eublepharidae
Product: neurotrophin receptor-interacting factor homolog
Exons: 6
Coding region: 147-866 (239 amino acids)
Biological process (GO): regulation of DNA-templated transcription
Source: RefSeq, a predicted model, not a curated record
CCAGUUGCGUGUUGAGCGAGGCCAGUGUGUCAUUGGACGAAGGGGAGAUGAGGCAGGGCCUGAGGACUUUUUGCAAAAGAGCAGGUUAUAGUUUGGGUGAUCCGCUGGUGCUGUGCUGGUGGAGGCUGUCUUGAGAGGACGGAAGGAUGACCGGAGAGCUGGACUCAGUCGGUCCAGAAGCAAGGAAAGGUCCAGAUGCCACCGAGGCUGGGAGCAGAAGGGAACCGUGGGAAGGCACCAUGCAGAGCAGCCUGGGAGAGGAUUUUCCCCCUUCGGAUGUGCAGCGCCAGCAAUUCAGGCACUUCCGCUACCAGGAGGCCGAAGGGCCCCGAGAGGCUUGCAGCCGACUGCACCGUCUUUGCCACCAGUGGCUGAAGCCAGAAAGGCACAGCAAGAAGGAGAUCCUGGACCUGGUGGUCUUGGAGCAAUUCCUGGCUGUCCUGCCCCUCGAGAUGGAGAGCUGGGUCAGGGAAUGUGGGCCAGAGACCAGUUCCCAGGCGGUGGCCCUGGCAGAAGGCUUCCUCCUGAGCCAGGCAGAUGCCAAGAAUCAGGAGCCGCAGGUGCAGGAAAAGUUCGUGCAGGAUCGUUACCACGGUGUGGCAUUUCUUGGCGGUGCCUUAAAACCGACGAUAUAUUCUUUGUCGACUCUUUGUAGCAGAGAGAAAACGGCUUCCGUUCUGCAAGAUCGAGGUCCGGUGACCUUCGAGGAGGUGUCUGUUCAUUUCACCGAGGAGGAGUGGGCUCUGCUGGAUUCGGACCAAAGAAGCCUUCACAAGGAAGUCAUGGAGGCCAAUCGUCAGGCUGUGGCCUCUCUGGUAGAGACUGUCAGUUGGCGAGAGAGGCUUCAGAAGACUGGAGGCAGGUAAGGGUUGUCCCCAUCUUCGAAGAAGGGGGGAAAGGAGGACCCGGGUAAGUACUAACUUGUCAGCUUGACAUCCAUGCCUGGAAAGGUUUUAGAACAAAUGACUAAGCAGUCAGUCCUUGUGCACUUAGAAGACUGUGAUGACUAAGAAUGGCCUUCAGGGAUAGGGUCAGGAGGACCUCCGAAAGAGACUGGUAACAUCUGCAAGACGAUCCAGCGCCUUAGCAGCAAAAAAGAGUGGGAGUUUCCAGGCCCCCCCCCCCACUUCAUGGAUGCAGGAGGAAGGAGGCCUACAAAGAGCGCUGCUCACUCUCAAACCCUCCUCCCUUUAGUUACCAGCAGCCGUCUUUCUUACACGAGGCACGAAGAUUAAUCUUUUAGAUUUGGAUAGCUGAGCAUUAUUAUUUUUGUCUGAGCUAAGUCUCCAUGCCAAAACUUCUAAAAGGAACCAGUACUUUUUGUUGAGAGCUGAAUAAAUGGUAGUUCUUUGUAUUUUCCCUAUGCGCUCGUAUCAAAAAGAGCAAUUCAUUUCCCCAAGGUUAUAAGGGGAAUGACCCUUGUUCCU